AUGAGUGAUGAUGAGCUCUAUGAUGAAUUUGGUAAUUUUUUGGGUGGAGAAAGUGUUAAGAGGGAGGAUGAGGAAGGAUUAGUUCUUCACGCAGCAAGAUCGGAGCAGGUUGGUGAAAAUUUAGAAGAGCUUCCAUCAGUUUCAACUUCACUGAUUAAAACCGACUUGCAAAGUGCGUACGGUGAUGAGGUAGAAGUUUUGGUCGAGACCCAAGACACACAAGCAGUGGAUGAGCCUCUGGUGGAAGUUCAAGCGGAUCAUACGAAGGCCCCUGGUGAUUCAAUCUUCAUUCAAUUAAAGAAGAAUGUACCCACGACAGUUUAUGAUAGAGACUAUAUGCUAGGAUUAUUGAAGAUUCCUGAGAGGAUAAGAAAUGUCGCCGUGAUAGGACCAUUUAAUUCCGGUAAGACAUCACUGGUCGAUUUAUUCGUGAUAGAAUCACACAAGAAUCUGCCGCAUUUGACAACUAAUAUAAGAGAAGGAUGGAAACAACUGCGAUAUAUGGAUAGCACCCGAAUUGAAGUUGAGCGCGGUGUCUCUAUGAAGCUGAACGGGAUCACUUUUUUGUCAACCGACCUGGAAGAUAAAUCAUUUGCAAUAAAUCUUGUGGACGCUCCUGGACAUGUCAAUUUCAUCGAUCAGGUCGCUGUAGCCUUGGCUGCAUCUGACUGCGCUAUUAUCUGCAUCGAUGUGGUCGAAGGUGUCACAUCGCCCGUGGAAAACCUGAUUAAACAAUGCCAAAAGUCUUCAGUUGAACCACUUUUCGUGCUAAAUAAAAUUGAUAGGUUGAUUUUGGAAUUGAAAUUACCACCUGCGGAUGCCUAUCUCAAAAUAAAACAGGUAAUCGAACAGAUUAAUUCUUUUGCGAGAGGCCGUUAUAGUCCAGAACUCAAUAACAUCAUUUUUGCAUCCGCUAAGCUAGGGUUUACCUUCACGAUUGAACAAUUUGUCCAGUAUCAAUAUUCAGGAAAGCUUCCCUUGUCACAACUGAACGAGUUCUCCAAGAGAUUAUGGGGUGAUUUUUCCUUCAAAAAUGGAAAGCUUGAGCGAUCUGCAUCAUCUAGCACUGCUAUGUCAUCUUCCUUCGUUCAAUUCAUCCUCUUGCCGAUUUACAAGUUAUUCACACACACUCUCUCAAGCGAGCGAGACGCUCUCAAUGAGACCUUAUUGCAAAACUUUUCAGUCCAACUUGACCCAGAACUCCUGAAUUCUGAUCCUUUACCACUUUUGAAGCGGGUACUUUCAACAGUGUUCAGGGAUCAAAGUGGGCUGGUUCAGUCCCUGAGUAGAUGCGGCGAUUCAUCGAUCGCAUCUCAAAGGAAACACAUGAGUCUAACGAAUAUACGACUGGAUGAUCCGACCGGUCCUUUAGUGGCACAUGCAGUACAGACCAUUGACUAUGGCGGAACCGAGUGGUCUCUGGUAAGAAUUUACUCUGGAAAAAUUGUUUCUGGAGCAUUGAUUCGAGUAGUUGAUGCAAACGACGCACAGACGGAUACAACUGACGCUUCCGACAACCAACAAGGAAAUGUUGUUGAUUACCCACAAGCGACUGUCAAAGAAAUCGCACUGUUGGGCGGAAGGUACGUUUUCCCUGUAACGCAGGCAACUUCUGGACAGUUAGUCUUGGUCAAAGGGCUAUCAGAGUCAUAUAUUAAGUCUGCAACUCUUGCCAUGGAUUCUUUUCCCCGGAUCCCUUUUCUAGCGCCUCUCGAUUACAUUACUGAACCGGUUUUCAGAGUUGUCAUUGAGCCACUUCAACCUAAGGAGCUGCCAAAAUUGUUGAAUGGUCUAAAUAAAAUCUCCAGGUUCUAUCCAGGUGUUGUUGUUAAAGUUGAGGAAUCGGGCGAACAUGUUAUAUUAGGUUUUGGCGAAUUGUAUCUCGAUUCUCUGCUUUAUGACCUCAGAAGCAAUUAUGCAGGAAUGGAAAUCAAGUUAUCCAGUCCACUAACAGUCUUUUCUGAAAGCUGCGAUGGAGAGUCUUUUGCAGCCAUUCCUGCUACUACUGGCGAUGGCUCUUUAUCCAUAUGUAUAUCUGCCGAGCCAAUGGAUGAAAACCUGCUAAAGGACUUGAUGAAGGGCAAAAUUGAGAACUCGAUAAUCGAAGACCACAAAGCAUUAGCUAAACUUUUGCGUUCAGAGUAUGGCUGGGAUUCUUUAGCUGCGCGAAACGUUUGGUCCUUUCAAGGCAAUAAUGUCCUGAUUGAUGACACCUUACCUGAUGAAACGGAUAAAGAUCUUCUCAAUGCUUUCAAGCAACAAAUAAAGCAAGGAUUCGGCUGGGCUAUUCGUGAGGGUCCUUUGGCUGAGGAGCCUAUUCACGGUGUCCAGUUCAAGUUGUUGAACGCAGAAGGAUUUCAAGGACUAGGUAUUGGAGGUCAAUUAAUUCCCAUUGUCAAGAAAGCGUGUUCUAUAGCGAUCAUGACUGCAUCCCCUAUACUCUUGGAGCCAAUUUUUGAAGUUGAUAUUAUCUUCCAAUCUGUAUUACUCCCGAUCAUCGAAGAACUAUUCAAGAAACGUAGAGGUGGUAGAAUAUACAGGUGUGACAAGAUUGUUGCAACACCGCUUAGUGAAGUGAGGGCGCAAAUACCCGUCAUCGAGUCAGUAGGUUUUGAAACUGACUUAAGAUUAGCUACUCGUGGAGGUGCGAUGUGUCAACUUCACUUUUGGAACAAGAUAUGGCGAAAAGUUCCCGGAGAUGUUAUGGAUAAGGAUGCACCAAUACCCAAGUUGAAGCCAGCACCAAUCAAUAGCCUGAGUCGUGAUUUUGUCAUGAAAACCAGGCGCAGAAAAGGCAUAUCUAAUGAUGGCUUCAUGUCUAAUGAUGGACCAACAUUGGAGAAAUACAUUGACUCCGAGACCUAUAAACAAUUGAAAGAUAACGGAUUGGUCCAAUAA
Torulaspora delbrueckii is the source of this 2898-nucleotide messenger RNA. RefSeq names its product U5 snRNP GTPase SNU114 (gene SNU114). Gene Ontology annotation, biological process: mRNA splicing, via spliceosome. The record is from RefSeq and is a predicted model, not a curated record. NCBI's taxonomy places the organism in Eukaryota, Fungi, Ascomycota, Saccharomycetes, Saccharomycetales, Saccharomycetaceae. Gene Ontology annotation, cellular component: U4/U6 x U5 tri-snRNP complex; U2-type catalytic step 2 spliceosome; cytosol. The transcript has a single exon. Bases 1 to 2898 code for a protein of 965 amino acids. Gene Ontology annotation, molecular function: U5 snRNA binding; translation elongation factor activity; GTP binding.